GUUCAGAACACGGCAAAUCUUUGUUCCACUUCCUGACCAAAAUAAAGUCUUUACCUUCUCUGAAAGCUCAGAAUGACAUGAUCAUGUGGAACCUACAGAUGUUUGAGGUGGUGAAGUGUCUUCGAGAGAAAUCCGGUCCUGUAGCUUCAUUUUCUGUGGAUCACAGCAUGUUGGAGGAGAGUGUGCAGGAUAAAGAGAAGGCCGAGCGCAAGAGGAAAGCUGAAGCUGCUAAAGCCCACAGACAGAAGAUCAUGGCUCAGAUGUCGGCCAUGCAGAAGAACUUCAUAGAGUCCAACAAGAUGCUUUAUGACAACGUGCCUGAGAGCUCGAGUCAGAGCGACACCGCCGCGUCUGUGGACAGCUGCAGGAUGGAUGUGGAUGAGAGCAGGGUGGCUGUGGGGCCUCAGCAGGGCGUUUGUUCCACAGACUGGGAGGCUCAAAUCUGCAUCCUAUGUCAGGAGGAGCAGGAGGUUCAGGCUCAGGCACCAGCCAUGGUCCUCACAGCAUGUGUGCAAAGAUCUACUGUUCUCACCCAGAACCGUGGAAAGACACUCUCCCCUAAAGGCAGCUAUCCCCUGUUCAUGCCCCCUGAUCUGGCUGUGGGGACACACACCGGCAGCUGUGGGCAUGUGAUGCACGCCACCUGCUGGCAAAAGUACUUUGAAGCUGUGCAGAACACCACUCGGAAUCGGCUGCAUGCAGAUCUGAUCAUAGACCUGGAGAACGGCGAGUACAUGUGUCCACUCUGCAAGUCCCUCUGUAACACGGUCAUCCCACUGAUCCCUGUGGAGCCCAGCAAGCUUAACUAUGAGAGUGCUGAGUUAGUUGGUCAGCAUCUUACUCUGGAGCGCUGGAUUCAGAUUUUGUCUUCUCGGAUCAGAGGGCUGAGAGGUACAUGGGAAACGG
This is a messenger RNA of Sinocyclocheilus grahami, 906 nucleotides long. Its product is annotated as E3 ubiquitin-protein ligase UBR1-like. The transcript is spliced from 7 exons. The record is from RefSeq and is a predicted model, not a curated record. Gene Ontology annotation, cellular component: ubiquitin ligase complex; cytoplasm. Gene Ontology annotation, molecular function: ubiquitin protein ligase activity. The annotation marks the transcript as partial. Gene Ontology annotation, biological process: ubiquitin-dependent protein catabolic process via the N-end rule pathway; protein ubiquitination. NCBI's taxonomy places the organism in Eukaryota, Metazoa, Chordata, Actinopteri, Cypriniformes, Cyprinidae.